CUCUAAUCGGUGUCUCCGUCCUGUGUCUCUCUUCAGGGCAGAACGUGGGAGGCGGACACAUGAAGCAUGAGAGGGUGAAGCUGAGGCUCAGCUGACCCUUCCCCUUCCUCCACCUCCUCCUCUUCUCCCCCUGUGUACCAUUUGGUCUUCGCUCAGGUCCGCGUGUCUUUUGUUCUUGUCCUCAAGGCGUCUCAGCAGGCGUUUAUUCCGCCGUCGUCGUCACAUGAAACUCUCUCAGCUCGACGGGUUCGUUCAGCAGAAGCAGUUUGCUCUGGUGCUGAGGCAGUAAAAAGGCUCAAGAUGGAUCUCGUGCAGCAGGUGGAGGCCGAGAGUCAUGAGCUGGUGGACGGCUCCCUGGUGGACCUCUGCGGCGCCACCUUGCUGUGGCGCACCGCCGAGGGCCUCUCGCGCACCCCCACCCUCAAGCACCUGGAGGCGCUGCGGCAGGAGAUCAACGCGGCGCGGCCGCAGUGCCCCGUGGGCUUCAACACGCUGGCCUUCCCCUCCAUGCGGCGUAAGGACACGCCGGACGAGAAGCAGCCGUGGGUGUACCUGCAGUGCGGCCACGUGCACGGCUACCACGACUGGGGCAACCACCGCGAGGAGCGCGAGGGCCGCCAGCGCGAGUGCCCCAUGUGCCGCGCCAAGGGCCCCUACGUGCCGCUCUGGCUGGGCUGCGAGGCGGGCUUCUACCUGGACGCCGCCCCCCCCACGCACGCCUUCAACCCCUGCGGCCACGUCUGCUCGGAGAAGACGGCGGCCUUCUGGAGUCAGAUCCCGCUGCCGCACGGCACGCACACCUUCCACGCCGCCUGCCCCUUCUGCGCCCAGCAGCUGAGCGGCGAGCAGGGCUUCGUCAGACUCAUCUUCCAGGGGCCGCUCGACUAGGCGGGGGCGGCUUCCCAGCAUGCUUUGCGUGAGGCAGACCCUGCAGUACGGAACGGGGGAUACACACGUUUGGUUUUCUUUCCUGUGCCGCUGAAAUAUGAACUUUGAUCCCGACUUUUUUGUCUCUCUCUCAUUUUUAAGUGACCUUUGUAUUGAUUUUUUUUCAUGAAUGACGACAAAGAUUUCUAUAUUUUCACGUGAAACCAGAACCAGACCGAGGACACUGCUGGCUUAAACAUUUUGUUUGUUCCUCAAAAAUAACUUUCAGCAACAGUAUUUUUCUAAAUUACUAACAUGUAUUCAUGUUUAUUGUUGCAAUAUCCAUGUGUGUGCAUCUCAGAGCUAAUUUAAACAGAGACGUUUAUUUAUGGCUUCACCCGUUAUCCGUGCGUAGUGUUUUCAUUUUAAAAUACAGUAUAUUGUUGAUCAGAUACAAAGUUUUAAAUGUCUUCUGAGGGUUUCGUCUUUCCCGCUCGGGUCUGUCCUAUUUAUACCCCCCUCGUCCUCUGACCUCAUGUGUCCACCCCUCCUUUCACGUUCAAAGCAAUAGAUUUGGAACUCAAACCUCACAAAGCAUUGUGGGAAAAUGAGCCCUCCAGACGUGUGUGUGACACUCGGAUGGACUCCUCCCUCCCUUUAAAGUCCCACUGACGCCUUUCUGUUGGUGAGUGAAUCUCCUCUGGUCACAUGUUGGCAGCGAUGUAGCACACACACACACACACACACACACACACACACACACACACACAAUCAAACCGGCUCACCUGCACAGGUAAAACGCUGAUAACGGGUAUUGAUCCCGGCAUUGAUCUGAAAUAACGAACCUCAGCUUGUGUCACGUCCGACACGCUUUCAGAGGCCCACGCAGAUUCUAAACAGAUGACUUGUGAGGAGGGGAACUUAAAACGUGCUUCUCUCUCUCACCUGAGUGGUCGCAGUGCAGGAAGUCCCGCCCAUCCAAACACGCUUCACUGUAGCCGUUUGACUCAGGUUUAAAACACACAAACGCACACGUGGAUUCAUGCUGCACGGUUCUCUGUCGAGCUUCAACAAUCACUUUGUGGUUGUUGUUGUUGUUGUUGUACGAGCGUUUGUUUAAAACUACGUAGGCCUGAAAAAUAAAAGCCUGCAGGUGAAUGAAAACGUUAAAUGAUGAAUCGUUGCAGUUAAUCCCAUAAGAGCUUUGAUUUUAUAAGAGAAGAGACGCUGAUUUGAGAUUUGACUUAAAUAUUUAUGUACGAUUUAACAAACUAAAAUGACGAAAGUUCUCAUCUGUGUUUCUUCAGUAAAGCAACGAUUCAAGAUGAAUGUGACGUUCGGUGCUCCUCGCUUAAACUUUUAAUCCCAAUUUUGGUCCAGAAAUGUUUAAUUUGAUACUUUAUUAAAUCCUUUAGCUCUUCAAACCAAACGCACACGACCAUCAAUCUAGAAUUGAACGAACCCGCCGAAUCAGAUCAAACGCUGAGUGUUAGAAGUGAGGUCAGAGGUCACAAAUCCUACAAUCGAUGACACGUGGAAGACGCAACAACACACACUCUGUUGAGAGAGACACACAGUCGUACUGUAGAAACCCAUUAGAGAGUGUGUGUGUGUGUGUGUGUGUGUGUGUGUGUGUGUGUGUGUGUGUGUGUGUGUGUGUUCAUCCUACCACGCACUCGUUCUCCAUAAACACGGAUUCAUUCGGACUCGGACUGCAACACACUGGGUCACCUCAGGGAGAACACAAUGACCUGUGACACACACACACACACACACACACAGCGCUAAAGUCUCUUGAGGUUUCCUUGUGAUACAAACGUCAGUUUUCUUCCUCCCGAUUUUUUUUGUUUGUCUCUGAGUAAAAUGUGAGUAAAGGGCUUCACUCUGUGUCUCUGUACUGUUAUCUUCUACUUCCUCCUCCUCUGCUUCCUCUUCCUCUUCCUCUUCCUCGGCCUCUCCUCGUGCUUGAAAAGGCAAAAAGCAAAGAAUGUUUCCAGCAAACACUUUUUUUGUAACAACUUUAAACAAUAAAGUGUAAAAGUGACACAUUUCA
Molecule: messenger RNA, 2920 nt
Organism: Gasterosteus aculeatus aculeatus (three-spined stickleback)
Lineage: Eukaryota; Metazoa; Chordata; Actinopteri; Perciformes; Gasterosteidae
Product: E3 ubiquitin-protein ligase pellino homolog 1
Biological process (GO): protein K48-linked ubiquitination; regulation of Toll signaling pathway
Molecular function (GO): ubiquitin protein ligase activity; protein binding
Source: RefSeq, a predicted model, not a curated record